Exophiala xenobiotica is the source of this 3306-nucleotide messenger RNA. RefSeq lists its product as uncharacterized. The transcript has a single exon. The record is from RefSeq and is a predicted model, not a curated record. The coding region runs from base 439 to 3147 and encodes 902 amino acids. Gene Ontology annotation, biological process: phosphorelay signal transduction system; protein autophosphorylation. Gene Ontology annotation, molecular function: phosphorelay sensor kinase activity; histidine phosphotransfer kinase activity. Lineage: Eukaryota; Fungi; Ascomycota; Eurotiomycetes; Chaetothyriales; Herpotrichiellaceae.
AAUUUCUAUAUCGUUAAUCUCGUCGACCCUUCGCCUCCCUUCGCCUUGACGAUCUAUUCAGUAUCGGCUAGCCGAAGAAAUUCCUGCCAUAUUCCGCCAAUAGCUUUCUUGCUUCUACCACCUCUCCCAUCUUUCCAUAUCCGGCUUCCACCUGCUGCUUCCUCACCGCACUUCUUGUAUCCUAACAACGCAUUUCUCCCUUUUCACCUGUUCGCCGGAUCGCUCUCACCUACGAUACCAUCAUCGGUGCUACAACAUCGUCCGGCGUAGAUUGCAAGACGAUCUGCGAAUUUUGACAAUGCUUUGGUUAUUGCCCGAGCGACCAACACAAAAAGCAAAUAAUACGCGAAGUGGCCUGCGAACGGUCCAUUUUUCAUGACAGACUUUACGCCGAAUCUGCUGGAGAAUUAGGAGGAGGAACCAGCAUCAUAAUUGGUAAUGGCCCAGGCUACCUGCGAUCAUCCCGUCGCCGGCAUCAUUGAGCGCCAGUCACUCUGCCUUCCUAGCUUAGAACCAGGCGUUCCUACACAACACGGAGAAAAAGGGUUCGCCGAAAACAUCAGCCGACAUUUCAAUCCCUCCGAAAGCAAUGCCGUUGAAAGGCUGGUGAACUUAAAGCAAGAGCUGAGGGAUGCCGACACGGAAACUUUCUGGAGGAGACUGAUGGAGGGUAUGACGGAAAUAUGCCAGGCACAAUACGGAUUCGUCGCCAAAAGAAUCUUGACGGAUGAUCAGAAUUCGGCUGUGGAGAUGCCCCCUCUGGGGGAGGCUGGAUCAUGCCUCCUAGGAGUAGCCUUCUACUACAAUGAUGGUGACCAGCAAAAGGCAAUGCAUCGAGACUACAAGUAUCUGGCUGGCGGGGCUCCUUGCGGCUACAUGAAGCACGACAAGGUCUUCUUAAUCCCUGAGCAGAUGAGUUCUUUCAUCACGAAUAACCCAAAUGCGCUUCCCUUGCCGGCCGAGGGAUAUAUUGGCCUACCUCUCUUCUCAGACGGCAAGUGUUUUGCACACUUUGGUAUGAUGUGGACGCAGGAAGGCCUGGACCGCCGAGAGACGUCUUGGAAUUACACUGAGCUGCUCCUUCACUCAUUGGAAGAUAUGGUUACUCAACGACUAGUCUCUGGCGAAGGUUUUGCUAAGCCUCCGUCUACAACUAUGCCUCGACCGACCCAGGUCCUCCCACGAGAGGCCAUCACCUCCAGAACCCAAUCCUUGAAGCCUUAUGCCAAAAGCCUGUCGCACGAACUUAGGACACCGAUGCAAGGUGUGGUGGGCAUGCUGGAUGUUAUGCACGCAACGGUCCAAGAACAGAUUGAGAGCCUCUCCAAUCCUUCUAUUCGCCACGUAUUUCAUACUUUAAAGGACAACAUCGAGAUCAUUCAGGACAGUUCGAAGAGAGCCGUAGAAGCCGCAGACAAUGUCGUUCACGCAUAUGACAUGAAUAUGGAAAUUCCAGACACCCCUUUGGACGACAACGAGGCACCGGCCACCGCCAAAGACAAUGCAGGCUACUUUGACUAUAGACCUGCUCGGCUGAUAGAAGGCAGCGACAUCCAUGUCAACCAUUCCUAUAAGCGACGACGCAGCAGCCCGACGGCCUGGCACUUCGGCAACGCCCCCAAAAUUAGACAGCUGAGUCGUUCGACGCAUGUCGACGUCUCUCCCAAGAGCAUAACAUCACGCUCGGGCCCUUCUUCAACACCCAGAACCACACUUUCUGACGAGCGGAUACCGUCUAUCUUCACUCCCGUGCCAGAAGGAUUUACCCCUGGUGAUUUCAACACGCCUUCUACCAAAAUGUCCCUCGAGAGCGAUGCAUUUCCUACGCCUGGAUUGAAAAAUUGCAAAAUCCGGGACCUGAUACCCAUGGUUAUCCACGAAUCACUCCGAGUCGGCGGCCGGCCAGAUUCGGCCAUUGGAGAACCCAUCGACAAUGGCGAGAGAAUUGCCGUCAGGUCGCGAUAUUCCAAUGGACAGAUCUCUCAGAGGAUGAUCGAGUGGACAGUGGCUGAUGAUGUGCCCGAGACUCUGCUUGCUGAUGAACGGGAUUUGGCCAAGCUGGUAUCGGCCGUGUUCCUCAACGCUGUCAAAUUUACCGAGGAGGGAUUCAUCACCCUCUCAGUGCGGCUGUCGAGCAGUCAGCGGUACCUGGCCAUCAAUGUCAGAGAUACUGGCGAUGGAAUACCAGAGGACUUCCAGCCCGAGCUGUUCAAACCGUUCUCGCGAGAAGAUGACUCCUUGACCCGGUCGAAAGAGGGGCUGGGACUUGGUCUACUGGUCGCCAAAGGUCUAGCCAGACGUCUGGGUGGAGACGUCACGCUUGUGGGAUCAGAGGUUUCCGGUCCGCACCAGGGGUCUGAGUUUGAGAUAAAGAUCCCACUUGAACCGGGUGAUGCUUCGAGUCGUAUCGGUACGCCGGGCAGUAAGACACCGGAGUUCUCAAACAGUCUGUCUCGCCCCUUCACGAUUUUCCCAAGCCCAGACAUUGGGUGCAGACCAUCGUCAGAACAAGAGGACGGCCGGAGAACGUCUCCUUGGAGGUGUAAUGACUUGAAACUUUCGGCACUACCCACCUCUACCGGAGAUGGCGCUGAGGCUUCAGGGCCUCGCAGCAAGUCGGCUGCGUACCGUAUGCCGCUGCGAAAAGACACUUAUGACAGGAACUUGGCCCAGAAGCAUCCGCUCACCUUCUUGGUCGCGGAAGACAACAAGAUCAAUCGAAAACUCCUGGUCAACAUGCUCGGCAAAUUAGGGUACAAAGACGUCCACGAAGCUUUUGAUGGCAAGGAAGCUGUCCGAAUCAUGAGAGAAUUACACGACUCCGGCAACAAGAAUGGUUCGAAUGGGAAGCGCAAGAAGAAAUCCGUGGACGUCAUUUUGAUGGAUCUCUGGAUGCCUGAGAUGGAUGGUUAUGAGGCGACUGAGCACAUCCUGGCCAUGUUUCAGAAUCCCGAUCGGUCAAAACAAGACUUGAUGUCUGCGCCGAUUGUGCUGGCAGUGAGUGCGGAUGUCACCGAUGAAGCCAUCAACCGGGCGACGCGAACGGGUAUGGAAGGUUUUAUGACCAAGCCAUACAAGCUGACGGAUUUGCAAAAAUUGAUCGUGGAGUUCUGCAUCAGAAGCGACGCUUCUCAGGUGUCUGCUUGAAUUGGGACCCCUGAACGGGACAGGGCUUUUGGGAAAGACGGACUACUGCAUUGCUGUGGUCUGUUUGUAUUAAUCUCUUACGAGAACCACAUAUGACGACCAUCAUGAGCGAGAGAAUACUGAAUGUGAUACCCAUUAUUUAUCUGAAAUAUGCUAUCC